Molecule: messenger RNA, 2304 nt
Organism: Colletotrichum karsti
Lineage: Eukaryota; Fungi; Ascomycota; Sordariomycetes; Glomerellales; Glomerellaceae
Exons: 2
Coding region: 1-2304 (767 amino acids)
Biological process (GO): rRNA processing
Cellular component (GO): nucleus
Source: RefSeq, a predicted model, not a curated record
AUGUCUCUCCCUCCCGAUCUGAGGGUGCUCUGCCGCCGCCUGACUUCGACACCACCGGCCCAGCUGCCUCACUCCAUCCCGGCCUUCAUCAACCAUGUCCUCCGCUGCAAGGACGUUCUCUCUGCGCCUCAAGACCAAAAGUCGAAAGACAACAAUGCUGCAGAGAUAGCCGCUCUGGUCCACAAGCUGAGGACGAUCAUCACGACUCUUUUGAACGGCAAGAGCGCCAUGGGUCGUUUUACCGGCGCAACCCUCGUCAAGGCUGUUGUUGAUGUUGGUGGAUGGGAAUGUCUCAAGGAAUCUGGAAACUGGGUUCGCGCUCUCCUUGCCAUGAUCCAAAAAAAUGACCCGUUCCCCGUGAAAGAGAUUGCUGUUGUCACUCUCGUGAGGAUAUACACUCUUGUUCAUGAAUAUCAGACUCUCACCAGAGAGAUCUCAACGCCCACCAUCCCGACCUUCUUCAAUGCGUGCCUUCAACUGAUCAAGCUUCCUACGACGGGUGAGCGCCUGAAGACUCCCCUCGUCGUCGUGGAGACUAUUCUCGACGCAUUUGCCACUCUCAUCCCCUUAUACCCAACCACCUGCCGCCCCUUCAACGGCCAGAUCAAGACCGCUAUCAAACCGUACCUCGCACCAACCUCUUCGGAUGGCGUCACAAUCCCCCAGUCCCUUCGUCGCGCCAGCAGACACCUCGCUCUCUCGCUCCACUACACCACCGCCGGCAAGACAGGCCCGACCGACGACUGGAACAAGCUCGUUGAGGAGAUCAGGAAGGGCUUCCACUCGACCGCCGACCAGGUCUUCCGCGCGGUGCAGGAGUCGUGGGAGUCUACAGCGGCGUACACCCGCUCCAAGGUCGACUUCGACGCGCCCCCGCAAGGAGCCGACGCCGCGGACCAAUUGCCCCCUUGGACGGGAAUCUCUGCCGGUCGCGACAGACUGGUCGGCCUGCUCCAGUACCUGGCCGACGCACUUCGCUACCCCACAAAGUCCGCCGUCACCGUCCCCGUCGGUGCGUUGAUGGACGUCGUGUCCCGCGUCUCGUUGAUCAGCCGCAACUCCAAGUCCCAGUCAUGGGACCAGGCGCUGGAAACCCAAGCCGCGGUGGGGAGAGAAGAGAAGGAGGAGCUCUGGGCCGCGAUGCCCGAUAUCCACAUCGCGGCUCUGGAUCUCCUCUUGGUCCUCGUCCAAAGACUCGACCAUAACUCGCUCUCCCUCGCCCCCGAGAUCUACGACAACCUACUCCUCGUCUUCCGCUCCGGCAUCAACAUCCCAUCCGUGCGCCUCGGCGCGUACAGGCUCCUCAACGAGACCCUGCCGAUCUGCGGCCCAGGCCUGCAGAAGCUCACCGUCGAGACCAUCAGCAUCGUCAUCCUCGCCUGCUGCCGCGACAUCCAGCAGGAGACGGGCCACGUCAAGGAGACAAAACCCGCCACCACCAAGACCGCGGCCGAGACCAAGAAGAACGGCAUCGCCGCCAACGCGGACCUCUUCCUCCCCUCGCAGACCUCAUCCUCCGACACCCAGUCCGCCGCCGCGGCGCGACCCGUCCUGUCCGCGGACCACCUCGAGGCCGCCGAGACCCUCCUCGCCGGCCUCCUCUCCCACCUGCCCCAGCGCCACCUCAAGCCCGGCCUGCGCGGCCUCCUCGACCAGACGGCCGUCCUCUCCCGCAACAAGGCCGCCAUGCUCGCCAGCGUCCUCAACCCCUACGUCAACCGGGCCGGCGCCAUGUACCCCAGCAUCCUGCCGUACCUCGCGCAGCAGUACCCGCACGACCGGGGCGUCGAGGUCCUGCGCUCCAACAUCCGCACCUCGACGCAGGCGCCCUCGCCGGCCGACGACUUCGGCCGCGACGCCAACGCCACGCUCCAGGAGCUCGAGGCCGAGCAGGCGGCCAAGGACGGCGAGGACGAGAUCGCGUCCGAGAUCGAGGUCGCCGCGCAGGACGAGGAGAUGACGGAGGCGGACGCUGUCGACGGGGCCCCGGCGGAUACCAUCGUCGUGGCCAACGACGACAACGACGUCGGUGACCCGUUCAAGGCCUCGAAAGGGGGCGAGGCGGGCUCCGUCGAGGUCGCGAACCCCUUCGCCGUGACGUCUUCUCCGCAGAAGCGCAAGCACGACGACGGCGACGCGAGCACCCCGAAGAGGCAGAGCGUGGAGAGGAAAACCGAACGCGUCGUCGUUCCCGAACCAGUCGCGCAGCCCAUACAAGAGACUGCCGACGACGACGAUGACAGCGACGACGAGAGCGUUCAUCUGAAUAUGGAUCUAGACGAGGACGAGGAGGACGAAGAAUAA